GUGGCCGGGCAGGUCGGCGUGCGGGCGCGCACUGAGCCUGCGCGGUGGCCGCGCCGCAGGUCUUCGGCGCCGGCGGCGUUGCAGCAGCCGUCCCGAGCCCUCUGCGGUGCAGCCCAGCAGCCACAAAGCCCCGUCUGUCAUCUCUCCUAGUCCUACUGCAGCCGCCCCAGCCGCUCUCCAACCCCUCCGCCGGGGUUUGUGCAGCGGCUCGCACACUUCUCGGCCCCUGUACGCGCUCUGCACCUGCCUGCCCGGGAACAUGUUGCAGAAGCCCGAGAGCGGGGGUCUCCCCAUCCCUCAGGCGGAGGGGGAAAUGGACGGUGGCCAUGACGGCGAGACCCAGGCCCUGGCCGCCUCGCGGAAGGUGGCCCCGAGCCCCCUCCUGCAAGAGAGCCCCGAGGAGGACCUUGGCGCUGUAAGGGAGCAGGGGGCUGCGGAGCCCUCCCUCGCCCCGAAAGGUGCGAGGGCUUUGGCAGCCAAAACCUUGACCCGGCGCAGGGCCUGCCGCCGUCUGGAUCGGACGGUGGCCGAGUUGGUGCAGUUUCUGCUGGUGAAGGACAAGAAGAAGAGGCCCAUCACUCGCUCCGAGAUGGUGAAAUACGUUGUCCGAGACUUAAAGGAUCUGUUCCCCGAGAUCAUCGCAAGGGCCGCAGAGCAUCUGCGGUAUGUCUUUGGUUUCGAGCUGAAACAGCUUGACCGCAAGCACCACACUUACAUCCUGAUCAACAGACUAAAACCUCUUGGAGAGGAGGAGGAGGAUCUGGGAGGAGAUGGCCCCAGAUUGGGUCUCUUAAUGAUGAUCUUGGGCCUUAUCUACAUGAAAGGUAAUAGCGCCAGGGAGGCACAGGUCUGGGAGAUGCUGCGUCGGUUGGGGGUGCGUCCCUCAAAGUAUCACUUCCUCUUUGGGUACCCGAAGAGGCUUAUUAUGGAAGAUUUCGUGCAGCUGAGAUACCUCAAUUACAGGCGUGUGCCUCACACCAAUCCACCGGAAUGUGAAUUCUCUUGGGGUCCCCGAAGCAACCUGGAAACCAGCAAGAUGAAAGUUCUGGGGUUCGUGGCCAAGCUCCAUAAGAAAGAACCCCAACACUGGCCAGUGCAGUACCGUGAGGCCCUGGCAGACGAGGCUGACAGGGCCAGAGCUGAGGCCAGUGUGAGGGAUAGGGCCAGUGCUAGGGCCGGCAUCUACUCCUAGUGAGGGCCAGCCGGAGGUGGGGGUGAGUUGAGUAUAAAAGCUACUGUCUGAGUCCUAAGUAGACUAGGUGGGGAGAGGGUCGUUAUUUCUGUCGCAGUUGUAUUCCUGUAACUAGGAUUUAGGUUUUGUAUCUUGCUAAGUUUUGUUACGUUUAAUAUGCUGUUAAAUUGAUGUUUAUAAAUGAAAUUGGUCUACUUUUUCCUGUAGGAUUUUGUUGCAGAUUUUUGCUGGUUUUGUAAAAUGAAUUGAAAAACUUUACAUUUUAUUGUGUGAUCGUGAACAAUUAUGCAGCACUGAAUGCUGUGCUUAAAUGGUUUGAAGGAACUCAGCAGUAUGAUGAUCUGGUACUGGGGAAAAAGCAACUAUACUCCAAUUAAAACAACAAAAAAACAAAAACCACAAAGUCAUUGCUGAUAUUCGGAAUGAAAAAAAAAGUUCUGAAGAUAGAUGGUGAUGAUGGUUGCACAACAGUGUGACUGUACUUCACACCACUGAACUAUACACUUAAAAUGGUUAGGAUGGUAAAUAUUACGUGUAUGUUACCACAAUAAAAAUUUUUUUAAUGGAAAAAAAGAAAGCUGAUUGGUAUCUAGCUUUCCAACAGUUUUUGUCUAUUGUAUAAAGAAAAAAGACUGACAUGUAAUGUAACUCUGCUUAGUUAUUAUAGUAGCGGGGGGGGGGGGGGGGCAAUGCAAUAAAUUAGAUGUAUAACCUGGUAGAUUUAAUAAAUAUUUGUUA
Hippopotamus amphibius kiboko is the source of this 1930-nucleotide messenger RNA. RefSeq names its product MAGE family member F1 (gene MAGEF1). Lineage: Eukaryota; Metazoa; Chordata; Mammalia; Artiodactyla; Hippopotamidae. The record is from RefSeq and is a predicted model, not a curated record. Gene Ontology annotation, cellular component: nucleus. Bases 260 to 1192 code for a protein of 310 amino acids. The transcript has a single exon. Gene Ontology annotation, biological process: negative regulation of transcription by RNA polymerase II.